AUGGCCUCACAGACUUCAACAAAUUACAAAGAAGCGUUCUCGCUAUUCGACAAGCGCGGCAAUGGUAGAGUUCCUCUCGAAGACUUGGGCGACCUCCUACGAGCAUGCGGUCAGAAUCCUACACUUUCUGAGAUAAGAGAACUGGAGAAGAGCGUGGGUGGCGACUUUGACUUCGACUCCUUUUCGAAAGUCCUCAACCGUCCAGGAGGUUUCAAAGACCCAGGCGAGCCAGAAGAGUACUGCCGCGGCUUUCAGGUUUUUGACAAAGACAUGACUGGCUUCAUUGGUGUCGGUCAAUUACGCUACAUUCUGACAAACCUGGGGGAGAAAAUGAGCGACGAAGAGGUGGACGAGCUCCUCAAGGCCGUUGACACAAGCUCUGGCGAGAUAAACUAUAUGGAGCUCGUGAGGACGAUUCUGGCGAACUAA
Lithohypha guttulata is the source of this 429-nucleotide messenger RNA. It is a transcript of the gene cdc4, whose product is annotated as myosin II light chain. NCBI's taxonomy places the organism in Eukaryota, Fungi, Ascomycota, Eurotiomycetes, Chaetothyriales, Trichomeriaceae. Gene Ontology annotation, molecular function: calcium ion binding. The transcript has 2 exons. The coding region runs from base 1 to 429 and encodes 142 amino acids. The record is from RefSeq and is a predicted model, not a curated record. Gene Ontology annotation, cellular component: myosin II complex. Gene Ontology annotation, biological process: mitotic actomyosin contractile ring assembly.